Molecule: messenger RNA, 2433 nt
Organism: Pomacea canaliculata
Lineage: Eukaryota; Metazoa; Mollusca; Gastropoda; Architaenioglossa; Ampullariidae
Product: UDP-glucuronosyltransferase 1-8-like
Exons: 2
Coding region: 396-1919 (507 amino acids)
Molecular function (GO): UDP-glycosyltransferase activity
Source: RefSeq, a predicted model, not a curated record
CAAAUUUGCGGAACUAAUGUGUGUAUUAUCGCAAUUUUCACGUCCUGACUGCGUUAUAACGAGCCAGCUGUCGUGCCGUAGUAGCCAGACACCAGUGCGCAGUACAUCGAGUCACGUGGACAGGUCUGCAGAUUCUCGAUUUCUAACCUGCAGCUCACGCAUCCAAGUUGUUAUUGUAGUGACCUGAAUCACGUACUCAGAAAAAAACAUCUGCGACAAGUCCUGAGAGGCUUCCUCGAGGUGCUCACCAACAGGAAAGGAAUUUGAACCUGUCUCAACUCCGGCAGCUGGGCGAGACGAUUCCUGGACUUUUUGCGCCUCGGCUAACAAGACAGCAAGGGUUCAAGCAUAAAAGUUAUUGACCUCAAAGCUGACCUCUCGUCUCAAAACUGACCAUGAUCACGUGUCACCUGUUCCUGUGGUUGGCUGUGUGGACGGUCCUCUCGUCUAACCAAGUCACAGAUGGAAAGCGGGUAGUUGUCAUGCCCAUGGCCACGACGAGCCACACCAAAUACAUGGCCCACGUGGCACAGGCCCUCGCACGGCAAGGUCACGAGGUGUGGGUGACCAUGCCCGACUAUAUCGUCAACAAGCGCGUGCUGGACACGACCAACUUCACCGUCAUCGAGCUGUCAGCGUUCCCAAACAACGAAGAUUUUGUGAAAAGUUUAGUAGAGAAGUAUUUUAAAGGUCAACAGGUAGACAUACAAAUAUUUUCGAGAAAUGGGAAAGAAUUCUGUGAUCGUAUCCUUGGCGACAAGUCGUUAUUUGAGGAGAUUAAAGCUUUAAGUCCAGACUUCUUCGUACUUGACAAUUUGGCAAUAACAACAAUGUUGGCGAUAAUACCUUAUCGACUUGGUGUGCCGUUCGCCUUUGUUGGAACAGUCUAUGAACCAAAUAUACAAAGAAUACCUGUACUACAUUGCAACAUGCCCUCUGUCACCAAUGGUUUCAGUCAUCCUAGAAACUUUUAUAAGAGCAUAGUCAGUUCAUUGGAUGGUCUUUCUUUUGCCGUGGAAGAUCCAUAUGUCUACAACGAUGCAGUCAGUCGCUAUGCACCAGAAAUGCCUUAUCUCCCCAUGGACAUGCUCACAGCCAGAGCUGAGAUCUGGCUGGUUGAGACAGACCAUAUCCUAGACUACCCCAAACCCACUAUGCCCAACGUCAAACUAAUUGGAGGAACAGCUACAGGUCCUGGUAAACCGUUGCCACCAAAGUUUAAACACUUUAUGGAUGAUGCUGAAGAAGGUGUUGUCAUUGUUUCUUUUGGGAGCCAAGUUCUCAGUCCACCAACAUCAAUUACACAGAAAUUCCUCAAAGUAUUAACAGAUUUACCUUUUAAAUCCAUUUUCCUUUCAAACACUUCUUCACCGAACUCAGACAAGAUUCUAACGUCGUCAUGGAUACCCCAGAACGACCUGCUGGCUCACCCCAACACUCGUGUGUUUGUCAGUCAUUGUGGUAAGAACGGUCAGUACGAGGCUCUGUUCCACGCGGUGCCAGUGGUGGCCACACCGAUCCUUGCUGACCAGUUCUACAACGCUGAGCGCAUGCGCGUGAAGGGGUUCGCAGAGACUGUCGACCUCAACACCGUCAGUACAGACGAGUUGUACACCACCAUUGUCCAAGUGGCGACCAACAAGAGCUACAAGCAGGCCAUCACAAAAGCCUCGGAACUGUUUAAAAUAGAGUUCGGUGUUCCUGUGGAGAAAGCGGCCUUCUGGCUUGAUCACGUGAUGAAAUAUGGCGGUGACCACUUGCGUUCGUCAGGCCAGGAACUUCCUUUCUAUCAGUUUGCUUGCUUGGACGUGUAUGGCUUUUUUCUAGUGUGUGUGCUACUGACAUUGCUGACAGCUGUAUGUUCCUUCUAUGUAGUAUGCCGCUAUAUCUACAUGAAAUCAAAAAGAAAAAAGGAUUAGUAAGAAUGACGACAAAAAGAUGUAAUUCUUUAAUUAACUUUUUUUUUCGACGAUGCCAAAUAAACAUAAUCACAUUGUAUAUUUUUUCUUCCUGCUACUAGGUGUAUGAAUAGCAUUUCUCGGUAAUGAAUUCAGCUUAUCACCACAAAGGAACAAAUAAACAGCUUUUUAAUUACAAAGUGUAAACAUUUGAACUAAUAGAUGUUUAAUAUAUAUUUCUUUUUUGUCACUUUUUCUUCGUAUGUUCUUUAUAGACUUGAAACUAUUUGGUUGAUUUUGUUUAUUCCUUUUUCUUUUAUGUCUUGAUGACUUUAUCCCUUGUAACCACUAGGAGCUUUUAAUAUGCGAGGUGUUUUAAUUUAACCAGAGCGUUUAUACAAAAUUUUAUUUCUCUGUUUCUGUACAUUAUUAUUACAAUAAUUGCCUACCAACACAAUUUAAAUUCUUUUCCCAAGCGUUUUGUAACUCUAUGAAUUUUUAACGACAUCAAAUAAUAAACAGCUCUUUAAUUUUC